UCAUGCGCGAGCGACAAAUCAGCGAGCAGGAUCUCUGCAGGAAGCUCUGCCGCUUUUUCACCCGCGGGCGAGAAGCUUCCUGAGCCAGAGAAGCCUCACACAGCCUCACCGAGCAGACGUGGAAAUAUCCUCCGAACCCUGCAGCAGCGAUGGUUUGCGGCGGAUUCGUUUGCACCAAGAACGCGCUCUGCGCCCUCAAUAUUCUCUAUGUUUUGGUGAGUCUGCUGCUGAUCGGGGUGGCAGCCUGGGGGAAGUGGUUCGGCCUGGUCUCCAGCAUCAGGGUGGUGGCGGGAGUCAUCGGCGUGGGCACGCUCCUCUUCCUGGUGGCCUUUGUGGGGCUGUGCGGCGCCGUUAAGCACCACCAGGUCCUGCUUUUCUUCUACAUGAUAAUCCUGUUCAUAGCUUUUGUCGUGCAGUUUUCUGUGUCCUGUGCUUGUCUGGCCCUGAACAAAGACCAACAGAACCGCCUGCUUGAGGUUGGAUGGAACAAAUCCGAGGCCACUCAAAAGGACAUAGAGAAAACACUCAACUGUUGCGGCUUCUCUUACGUUAACUACAACGGCUCAUGUGCUGCUAGAUGCUUUUACAACUCUCCUCCGUCUUGUGACACAUGCUCAAGUAUCAUCCAGCGGUAUGCAGGAGAGGUGCUGCAGUUUGUCGGUGGCAUCGGACUCUUCUUCAGCUUUACAGAGAUCUUUGGAGUUUGGCUCGCCCACAGAUACAGAAAUAUCAGAGAUCCUCGAUCAAAUCCUGGAGCCUUUCUAUAACCACUCACGAUUUAAUAAACCAAACAAACAAAUGAAAAGUUUUUCCUCUUAACUUUUUGUGAGAUUUAAAGUAAGACUAGAAGUGUUGCUGAGUAAUUACAACUGUAGCCAUAGCAACCAUUACAGAACAAUCAUGGUAAAAUGUAGUUUAACAGUAACACAAGUAGAGAAAAGUCAUAAAGAGUCCUAAAGUCAGCAGACUGACUCGAUAAUGUCAGUGACGCAACUUCCAUCUAAAGUUUGCUAACAGCUAACAUUAGCUAACAUUAGCUAAGGUUAGCUAACACUGCUUAUACCUGAUCAAGCUGUAUCUACUAUUUGCUGCUUGAUGACUUUCAUUGAAGCAGUUUUUGCUGCUGUGAACAUUAAAUGUGCUCCUUUUAAAAGUAAAAUGUGACAUUUAGAGAAAUGAACGUAUUCAUGUUCUUACUGAGAGUCAGACGAGAAGAUUGAUACCACUGUCGAGUCUGUAUGGUAAAUCUGAAGUUACAGCUAGCAGCCAGUUAGCGUAGUUGAGCAUAAAAAGCUGGAAGCAGGUCCCCCUGCUAGCCUGGCUCUGUCCCUAGGUAACAAAAUCUACAUACCAGCAACUCUAAAGCUGACUGAUUAACAUCUUAUAUCUUGUUUGUUUGAUUUGGACAAAAACAAAAAUGUAAAAAUAAUGAUUUUUGACUGGUUUUUGGUUUUACGGGGUGCUUAUGUGCCAGAUGUUGUGACUUCCUAACUACAACAAUUAAAAAACAUAACAUAUGUUGUUUAGUGGAUUUUGUGCUGUUUCCCCCUGCUUCCAGGCUUAAUGCUAAGCUAAAUGGCUGCUGGUGGUAGUUUCAUAUUUACCAUACAGACAUGAGUGGUAUCAGACUUCUCAUCCAACUCUCAGCAAGAAAAUGAAUAAGCUUAUUUCCCUGGAUGUGAAACUAUUCCUUUAAGUGAAACCUGACACAGCGACGUAUCGGCUCUUUACUUCUAAUCUGUCUCUAAGUGACAGAGGUCAGCAGCAGCUGUGUGUGCUCACCAUGCACACACACCCUAUGCAAAUAAAGUGCAGGUUAGCACCAUGAUGGCUGGAUGACUGCUCACCACUCCCAGACUAUUCAUGUGUGACCACACACAGUGGUGCAUUUUUACAGACAGUAGAUUUAGGUGUCGGAUUUCCUGGAAAAGAUCAAAUUAAAGUAAAACCAGUUGCACCUUGAAAGACGUGCUCUUAUUAAACCAGGUUCUUCUUUUUCGGUGUGCAUUUACUGCUCAUUUUUAUGUUAAAACUAAAUCCUGCUUGAUCAUAUUCUCUGUCUUACAACUUUAGUCAUUUUCCGUUAUUGUCCAAAAUAUACAUGCAGAGUUGCAGUACAUGUACAUAAACUGUUGUAAUUCUGCUAUCAGGUUCUGACAGCGAGGUAUGUUUUCACUAACUUGGUGCCGCAGGACUCGCUCACAUUCCUCAGCCCGAACAGGAUGCAGACCAGGAACUGUUCUUGCUGUUUAGAUUUCUUUGAAUGAGCCAACAGGCUCGUCAGGCGGCCGUCUAACCUGCUCACCAAGGUGACUGUGAACUCAAUUUGCUCUCCUAUUGUACUUCCAGCUUGUAAAAUAAUAAUUGUGUGCACUCCAUGUAAUUAAUUGCAUUCAUUCUUGAAAGACAAGGAUUGGAUUGUUUUAGUUGCUCCUGAGUGUCUGGUCAUGGAGGGGUUAAAAUAAAAUACAUAUAAAG
Molecule: messenger RNA, 2478 nt
Organism: Chelmon rostratus (copperband butterflyfish)
Lineage: Eukaryota; Metazoa; Chordata; Actinopteri; Chaetodontiformes; Chaetodontidae
Product: tetraspanin-13-like
Exons: 6
Coding region: 150-767 (205 amino acids)
Cellular component (GO): membrane
Source: RefSeq, a predicted model, not a curated record